UAAACAUCGAUAGGACCGACACUUUGAAUAUAUCGAUGUUUUUCCACCUCUAACUGCCCCACAAACAAAAUAAACAAAUCAAAAUCCGGCGGAGAAAGUGGCGAUAAACAAGCCCGUACAGCACGAAUAUUUGAGACGUCAAGAUGCGCGACUGGAUGCCGGUGCUCUUCUGCGGCUUGUCCGUGCCGCUCUCGCUGUUCAUGUGGCUGGGCAACGUGGCGGUGUCGAAGCUCUGGAGCAGCGACUUCGAGGAGUCGCGGGUGAUUGCGCCGGUACGCUGGCUCUUCUCCACGUUGGCCCCGUUGGCCCUGAUGACGGUGGCCCUGCGCCGCCGGAGCGUCAAUCGAUCUGGAGCUGCGCUGGGCAUCCUGGUGGCCUUCAUCCUGUCCAUCGCCAGCCAUCCGUUCUUCGCCAGCCUGGUGGUGUUCUUCUUCAGCUCCUCGCGGGCCACCAAGUUCCGGGCGCACAUGAAACGCCGCUUCGAGAGCGACUUCCGCGAGGGCGAGGGUCAGCGGAACUGGGUGCAGGUGCUCUGCAACGGCGGCAUGGCCGCCCAACUGGCGCUCCUCUAUCUGCUCGACUGCGGCAGUGGCGAGCGGGCGGUAGACUUCGCGCGUGAGUACCGAUCCAGCUGGCUGGGCGUGGCCGUGAUGAGCGCCUUUGCCUGCUGCAACGGGGACACCUGGUCCAGUGAACUGGGCUCCGUGCUGUCGCAACGUGAUCCCGUGUCCAUCAUCACCUGGCGUCGGGUGCCGCGCGGCACCAACGGCGGCGUAUCGCUGGCCGGGAUCGUUGUGAGCCUGCUGGGCGGCCUGCUCGUCGGCUGCGGCUACUUCGUCACCGUGCGCUACACGGUGGAGGCCAAAAUGCUUCUGGUCAGUCCACCGCAGUGGCCCAUUAUCGCCUUUGGCGGCUUCGCCGGACUGUUCGGUUCGCUGCUCGACUCCGUCCUGGGCGGCAUGCUGCAGUACUCGGGCAUCAAUGCGGAGGGCAAGGUGGUGGAGGCACCCGGCAAGGGGGUGCGGCACGUGAGCGGAUUGCGCAUCCUGGACAACCACAGUGUCAACCUCAUCUCCAGCAUUGUCACCGGCGUCACCGUUCCCAUACUCGCCCAGAAAUUCUGGCCUGUGCGCUGAUCCCAUGCGGCCUGUUCUUCGUUAGGAUUAAGAACAUCGCGGUAUUCACUAGCCCUGCUCUUUAUUUGCUCAUCAAAAGGUUAAGCUUUCCAGAUCAAAUUUAGUGUUAAGCCUUUAAGGCAGCUAUAUAAACUACCUAUUUAUAUCAUAUUUAGGGCCAGUGGAUACCCCUCAUAAAUAUAUUUUUGUACAUCUUCCAUGGCUUCAAGCGAACUAACCUGACUUAAGAGACUCGAUAGAAACAACGAUUAGGGCAAGAGUAUAUUUUAAACUAAAAUAGCUAACCAUGUUCCUGAAUGGAUGAUUAUUUUGUUGAUACUGCUAAGUAGCCCACGCGACUGUCCACCUAGAUUGUAUACAAAAAACCCCAUUAAACACUAACCGUACAUGUGAA
Drosophila gunungcola (fruit fly) is the source of this 1530-nucleotide messenger RNA. Its product is annotated as transmembrane protein 19. The transcript is spliced from 2 exons. Bases 144 to 1136 code for a protein of 330 amino acids. The record is from RefSeq and is a predicted model, not a curated record. NCBI's taxonomy places the organism in Eukaryota, Metazoa, Arthropoda, Insecta, Diptera, Drosophilidae. Gene Ontology annotation, cellular component: membrane.